This is a messenger RNA of Paramacrobiotus metropolitanus, 6593 nucleotides long. RefSeq lists its product as uncharacterized. Lineage: Eukaryota; Metazoa; Tardigrada; Eutardigrada; Parachela; Macrobiotidae. The coding region runs from base 663 to 6398 and encodes 1911 amino acids. The transcript is spliced from 9 exons. The record is from RefSeq and is a predicted model, not a curated record.
GAAAAUACCGGUACUAUUUAUUGAUCAGGUGAAUUGCAUUUUUUCUUGUCUGUGUAAAUCAUGAGAUUACAUAAGCCGCCAUGUGUCGCGCUGCCAAUGUACCUGUACAGAAUACUUGUAGCGUAAAUUAUUGUUUCUUAUACCAUUAUCGACGUGUGUAAUAACCGCGUCUGGAUUGUGUGUGCACCACAUGGAUUAUGACAGAAUCAUUGGACUAGAAUUAGUGGAUAUCAGGUUCUUAUUAUUUUAAUUAUGCGGUAUCAUGUCCGCUGUGGGCUGGGCGGCGUACGGAAUUCGUGAAGAAACUUAACUUAUUUAUCUGUACCGUUUUCCCAAGAAACGGCUGCGGCAGAAAAUGCAACGUUAAGUGCACGCGCUCCGCGGAAGACGGCGGAUAUUUUUACGGAGGAUUUUUUGGAUUACGUCUUUGGUUUCCGUAUCUGCCUGUGUCGAGCAAUACUUUCUCCACCGGCAGCGCAGCACACAGCGCAGAUUACGGAAUCCAUCGACGCGCGAGCGCGGCAUUGAAGCUCCAAUGUCCAGCGGAAGUGGCAUACUCGAAACGACACUAUCCACACCGUCGGCACUGCAUUAGGGGUAGCCAGGCAGGAGACAUGCGGGGGCGUACGCGCUGCUAAUUCGCCGUACACAUCCAGUGAACCAUGACACUAACGACCUGCAUGCGACCGGCGGGGAUCUGUGAUGGAUACGAGUGCCGUUAUUGCGGAUUACAUGUUGAUGAGUGUGUCCAAGAAAAUGAGGCUUGUUUGCAGGACGAGCAGUAUAAGACCGAUGCGGAGCUGCUGGAAACAUCCACCGGUAAGGUACUGCGCACGCUGGCCCAGCAGCGUCUCGUAUUCUCCGCGGCGCAUACAAUGGCCGGCCACAAUAAUGCCGAUCACACCGCGGUGUACUACGCCGAUCUUCCCCUAUCGAACGCACGCCAGCCUGACCUAAAUACCUUCACAUUCCACACCAGCGGAGCCAUUGAACCGGUGGAAGAUGUCAUUAUCUACUCCACCGACACACCCUCCCCGCGCUUCACCAUCCGCACCAUACCCCGCCCCCUCCACACACCGACCCUAUCGGAAGUGUCGGUCGAUACCGGCCAGGCGGUCUCCGACAACUGGGAUAUGGAUGGCGGCGGCGAGAUCGUGCAGUUGGAUGACGAUGAAGUGCUCGUGGAUGAUCCCAGUUUAACACCGAUUUUUUAUGAACAAUCUCCGCGGCUCAACCAGAUGGAUGGCGAUUCGUUGGGCGGAUUCUCGUCGGACGGCAGUGUGUCGGAGUGCACCGAGAUCCCGGUGUCCUUUGCCACGGAGGUGGUCAUUCCGGCACAAGGCCCGGCGAAAACGGUGAUCUCGUUCUAUCCGCAUGGAGACAUUGAAGAGUCACCGGGACGACGCUCGGUGAGGAGAGUGACGCAGUCCAUGAUCUCACAGUCGGAGGAGACGACGAAGCGAAAAGUGUAUUAUAGACGAGAGGAUGUUAAUCAUCAUGUGCCAAAGAUUCUGGAUAAACGGAAAACUGUAGGCCUGCGGAAUGCAGCCACCGGUGCAGUUGGAAGAGAUCGCGGCUUUGUCUCGCCUGAUUUUGUUGUGCCACCUGGUGACCGAACAAAUACGGGGAUUGUACAGUCACCCUCGGCUUACCUACUCACCAGUGAAUCACCCAUUGACAACGCGGUGCCCGAUACCGUACCGGAAGCUGUACGCUUAGUGCCGGAUGCCGAUCUCUACCGUGUAUUCUAUCCCGACCGCCUCCAUCGUACCACGUCACCACCGGCCGCCGCAGCAGCAGCAUCCGCUCCACUGACCACAGCACACGUGCACCGGCCGCCAUCUACCGGCAGCGGUAAUGCAGCGGCGGCACGUUCACGCUCUCAACCCGCUGCGGAUCACGAUCAGGCGUACGUACGCACCGCCUCCCUCUCUCCAACCAUCGACAGCUGGAGCCGCAUUAAACCAACAUCAUCAGCCGGCACAACCAAUCACCGCACGGCACUGGUCAGCGUGGAGCAGCAGCGUCCAUUGAGUGCCGGUGUUGUUGAGUCGGCCAAGGACACUGACGGAUGGCUGGCGGUUAGUCAGCCACGGCGGCAACCAGUUGAGCCGGUUGUUGAUGUCGAUAGUGGUGUUGUGAAUGGUAGUAAGAAGGCGGUGAAGGGAAAAGGUAAAGCCCGCGUUGAAUGGGAUGAACGGGUGGAUGUGGUGGAAAGCAGGAAGAAGAAGGAUAGUCAGAAGGGACGAUAUCGUACGGGAUUAACGGGACAGUAUUCGACUACUGAUACAACGUACGCCAACGUGGACACAAUGCCGGCCUCCAGCACCACGUACAGUCUGCACAAGACGCCGGUGGUACACAACAAAAUCUCCCCAUUGUUGCGCGUCUUCGAACCGACCGGCGGCGGUCGUGUCGACCGUGACGGCGAUGCAUCGACGCUCAGCUCCAUGACCCUGCCGUUCCACCUGGACAGCAAGGCCAAACUAGCCUCCUCCAAAGCCAGCAGUGUGUCGGACGUGCUGGACAACUACCCGGUAUCCCCGUCGCCCAGUCUGGCUGAUUCGGCACUGAGUUAUACAUCGCGCGGCAGUGGGAACCGCGUGACACGGCGUAGCCACGCCACCAUCUACCUCAACGAUGAGGAACAGCGAAAAUCCCGCUCCAAAGUGGACUUGACGGUAGCCAGUGAGGCCGGGGUGGAGCGGGAUGAGGUGCGGAAAUUCCCCGAGGAACUGCUGCUGCGGCGCUCCAGCUCGGCAUCCUCCUCGACCUCCGGCCGCGGUACGGUGCAGAAGAUGACGAUUACCAUGCUGUUGAGUGACAAGAAACCGGACGACACACCUCCGGCCAAUCAGCACCGGCCUGACGUGUCGGCACGGCCCGCCUACUCCGCAGCACCGGUACGUGCCGCCAGCGCCAGCGUAUUCCGCUCGCAGAUGUUGCCAGUGAAGUUGUCAGACGGUGAACUACAACGUCGUGCCUAUUCAUAUCGUCAACGCGAUAAUAAACAGCCGCUGAGUGCCAGUGAGGUCGAGUUGUGUCGACCGGAGUAUCUUGUCGCGGUGCAUCAGCAUCAUCCGCAAAUCUUGAGCAUGAGCAGCAUUUCUAAUUAUGAACCGGUGUAUGAACGCCGGACACCGUCCCGGGUGGUCAGCCGGGAGGGACGGGAACUGGAGGCCAUCGUCUCCAAACCGGUGCCCUAUCGCUCCUACGAGCGUCUGGAUGUGGAGAAUGAAGACGGCGGUCGGGUCAUCCGCGAAGUAAAGGAAGAACUGAAGAACAACGUCGUCACCGUGCAAGUGCAUGAGAAAGGCGAUAAACUGUCCAAGGAUAAAUUGGCGGAAGUCAAAAACGAUGAAUUGAAGGAUUCUGUGGCUACUAACGGGAAGAUUGGCCGGAUGGCGGAGAAGGGGGAGUUGGCGCUGGAGAAGCCGGCCUCUCCGCCGCGAUCACGGCGAGAAAAGUAUGAACUGCACCAGGCCAUGUCGUGGAAGCGGGAUAUUGAAUUGCGACCGGCAUCGGAGGUGGAUGGCCGGUUGAGUGGUGUGCUGGUGGAGAGAGGCCAGUUGGAGCCGCCGCCACGAGUUGAGCCGGUUGCCGUGCGGGAGGUGACCAGAGUGGCGGAAGCCAGUCGCGCUGUCUCAGCGCCCAGUUAUAAUGCCGUGUAUCAGCCGCCGCGUCCAGUCUCGCCGCUGCACGCGCACACCUCCAUGAUUUCAUCCACCAUGUCCGCCACGACCACCACGCAUCGGAGUAUUCAGUAUCGGAGUAUUUUUGAUAAAAGUUAUACGGAUGGGCGCGUGAGCGAAUUACGCAAAUCCGCCAGCGAUCUACGUGCCUUGGCCGGCAGUAGUUUGGAUGACACUUCAGGCGUCCGACCUGAUCAGGUUACCUCGUACAGUAGCUAUACACUGAAGAGCGAUUAUACCGCCGCUGCCCCACGACGACCUUUCGCUGACCACAAUGCCGGCAGUAAUUUUGUCAGCCGUGGUGAUUUCAGCUACUCAUUCCCCAAUAAAUCCCCGACGUCCACGUAUCAGACUGAUUACAAGGAAAAUGUAUUGCCGCGUUACGGCAGUAAAUCCCACGAUACAUUUAAUAAAUCCAGCGAGACGGUUGGCAAAUACACGGAUUACACCACCACGGCGCGGCCGUAUAGAGGCGCGUAUCUACCGGCGGACGAGAAACCGGUGGUGGCGGAUAAAGCGUAUAAAUGUUCAUAUCCGCCGGCUCCGAGGGAGGAAAAGCCGGUCGUGCCGGAUACCGGGUAUAAAUGCACGUAUCCACCGGUGCCGCCGGUGCGCGGUUCCUCCCGUCUGACGGAAACAGAGAAAGCCGGUCUAUCCAAGGACAACGUCCCGGUGUACCGGAAGACGGAGAAAGAUCCGGAGUAUAAGUUGAUUACGCAAUAUAAAAGCACUCCAUUGCUCACCACGGAGUCGACGUACGUGCGGGACUUUGUUAAGAAACAGGAAGAAUCCGUCAGCUACCGACCGCGUGAGACCGAUUCGUAUAGUUAUAAACGUGAACCGUUGCGAACACCGGAGAAAGUAACGGAAAAACCGCCGGAGCCGUUCAGCUAUAAAACGCGUGAGUCGCCGAUGGACACCAGAUCGGCGUUCACUGUACCGGAGAAAACAACGGAGAAACGCUCCGAAUCGUUCAGUUACAAAUCCUUCCAACCGGCAACGGAGCACCGCCCCGCCGCGUUCAAGACGCCCGAGCCGGUGGUGGAAAAAGUUGAAAAAAUCACCGCGGAGCCGCGUUCGGCCAGUUCAUCGUGGGCGUAUGGGUAUAAACUACCGGAAGAGGUGCACGUGCGCACCAGCUCGCAGUCAUCGGCCGGUACACUGCCGCGCGAGAAAAAAUCUCUGGAACCGGCCAUCAUUGAAUCCCUGCGCACGAAGAAACCCUCGCCGCCCUCCUCACCGGAUAUCCGUCCGAAAGACUGGGUGCCGCCCUGCAAAGCCAAGAUCCUACAGGCCAAACGGAAGUUUAUGAACCAGCAGUCCGGACCCGUGGCCCCGCCGGUGCGCAUCGACCCCUGGGAUAAAUACAAGGGUGGUUCGCGCGAUAAGUUGCAGCUACGCAUGAGCCGGGAGAGUCUGGAGGCCAUUAACCGGGAGGCGACCCGCGGCUCGGUGCGACGGGAUAACCGGUAUUCCAUGCCGGAUCUGCGGGGGUCACAGAAAACGCUUGCCGAUCCCUCCGUGUAUCGCAGUAAGAUCAACUGGCCGGAGCGUGAUAUCCAGCGAAAAUUGUCGGAAUCACAGGAAUAUUUGGAGCGGCGUGGCCGGUCAGACUACGAUGCGCCGACGACCUCGUUCGCUAACCGGUGGGAUUCGCGGUCACGCAGCUUGCCGCCCAUGUCACGGUAUUCGAAGAGUGCGGCGACCACGCCCAUCGAGUCCCCGUAUCCGGAAUACAUUGAUUCCAAUAAAGCCAAGAGUAUGGAAUUCCUGGCGGAUGUGAAAAAGUACGACUACCAGAUUGUUCCCGAGAAUCAGCUGCAGCGGGAAAACAUCUCUGGGUAUUCCCGUUCCCGUGGUCCCGGGGACGAGAAGGAGGAUAAUCAGUACGUGGAGCAGGUGCGGAAAUCUCUACAGAAACUGGACUUACCGGAUUGGUACGUUAAUUCCCCGUAUUCCCAACCGGGGGUGAUGGAAGGGACGUUACUGCGGCAUCGUACCCAUUCGGCCACCGACAGCAACUAUUCCCCGUAUAACACGCUGGACCGGUCGGAACUGACAUCACCCACCGGCACCAUGCAUUCAACGGACGCCGUGGUCAUCUCCAAACGGAUCCUGCCAGAGAGCUACCACAAGACCAGCGUGACGGAGAGUAAGAAGAGUCUGUCCACUUCCCGGGAAGACAAAGUGUGGGAUCUGUACACCGGGCCGUUUUAUAACAAGAAAUCCCGCCCGACCCCCAUCUACUCGCCGGCCUCCGAGAGCCACUCCCACCGGCCGUAUAAUCCCCAUGAUUCCGGCUGGUCCAGUGACUGGAACAGCCAUCACGAGUCCAGUCAGGAUUCCGACGAGUCCAACACGGAAUCCCGCACCAGUCCGCGCAACUGGACGGCGCAUUCGGGAUCCGACUGGUACCGGUCUCCAUUGGGGGAGCGGCGCCGGGAGAAGAGUGAGCCGUCCCGCGUCCACCACCGCCCGGUGACGGAGGGCCACCGCUACGAGGAGGCGCCGCGGAUGUACUUUGAUCCCAUCACCAAGACGGAACGGCGGGUCAUCAAUUCGACGCCCUGGGAGGUGACCUCGGUCAAGACGGAGACCUUCAAGACGGAGCGCGUAGCCAAGAAGAAUUUCAUCACGGAGACCAAUGAUCCGGUGAAGAUUGCCCAGUUCAAUCAGGACAGCUCGCAGUGGGGAAGUUAUGUGUGAGACGAUGGACACGGUGGUUUUGUUGUUUUUCAGAUUAUAUUAAGAUGGAACAAAUGUUUUAAUUAUAACGGCUCAUAUUUCUAUUGUACGACGGUAUUCCGUUUUCGGGGGAACCGGUAUAAUUUAAUCGCGAUGUGGGAUGUACGCAAAACACAGCUAUGGAAUAACGAGUGAGAAAUAUUUGUGGCAGCUAUG